GUGGGUCACCCUCCUCUCAAUAAUGCAUUAUAAAAGCCUUGCUUUCCCUGCAGGUCAUCCCUACAAGUCAACCCAGGACCCCAGAUACCAUGGCUGCCCUUUGCAUCACCGUGGCUCUGCUGGUGUGGAUGGCCACCCUCCUGCUCAUAUCCCUCUGGAGGCAGAUACUCAGCAGCUGGAACCUGCCCCCGGGGCCCUUCCCACUGCCUAUUGUUGGGAACUUUUUCAGUGUGGAUUUGAAGGAUGUUCCUAAGUCCUUAAACAAGCUGGCAGAGCGCUUCGGGCCUGUCUUCACUCUGCACCUGGGUUUUAACCGUAUUGUGGUCCUGCAUGGCUACAAGGCCGUGAAGGAGGGGCUGUUGAAAUAUAAGAAUGAGUUCUCUGGCAGAGCAGAGAUCCCUGCCUUCAAGGAGUAUGAGAACAAGGGAAUUAUUUUCAACAAUUCUCACACCUGGAGGGAUGUCCGCCGGUUUUCCCUGAGCAUCCUCCGAGACUAUGGGAUGGGGAAACAGGGCAAUGAGGAGCGCAUCCAGAGGGAGGCUCGCUUCCUGGUGGAGGAGCUCAGGAAGACCCAGGGCCAGCCCUUUGACCCUACUUUUCUCAUUGGUUGUGCACCCUGCAACGUCAUCGCCGACAUCCUCUUCAACAGGCGUUUCGAUUAUAAUGACAAGACGGUUCAUAGGCUCAUGCGUUUGUUCAAUGAGGACUUCUACUUGCUUAGCACUCCUUGGCUCCAGGUUUAUAACAUUUCAUCGGGCUACCUACGCUUCCUGCCUGGAAGCCACAGAAAACUGCUUAAGAAUGUGUCUGAAAUAAAACAGUACACACUUGAAAAAGCCAAGGAACAUCUCCAGUCCGUGGAUCUCAACUGCCCCCGUGAUGUGACUGACUGCCUGCUGGUGGAAAUGGAGAAGGAAAAACAUAGCGAAGAGCCUGUGUACACACUGGAAAAUAUUUCUGUGACCUUGGCAGACCUGUUCUUUGCAGGGACAGAAACUACCAGUACCACUCUGAGAUAUGGGCUCCUGAUUCUAAUGAAAUACCCUGAGAUUGAAGAGAAACUUCAUGAAGAAAUUGACAGGGUUAUUGGGCCAAGUCGCGCCCCUGCCGUCAAAGACAGGCUGGAGAUGCCCUACAUGGAUGCUGUGGUGCAUGAGAUUCAGCGAUUCAUCAAUCUUAUACCCGCCAAUUUUCCCCAUGAGGCGACGCGGGACACCAUGUUCCGAGGAUACCGGAUUCCCAAGGGCACAAUUGUAAUUCCAACUCUGGAUUCACUUUUGUAUGACAGCCAAGAAUUUCCAGAACCAGAUAAAUUUAAGCCAGAGCACUUUUUGAAUGAAAAUGGGAAGUUCAAGUACAGCGACUAUUUUAAACCAUUUUCUGCAGGAAAACGAGUGUGUGUCGGAGAAGGCCUGGCCCGCAUGGAAUUGUUUCUGCUCCUGUCUGCUAUCCUGCAGCAUUUUAAUCUGAAGUCUCUGGUGGACCCCACGGCCAUUGACCUUACCCCGAUUGCAGUUGGUUUAGGCAGCAUCCCUCCACACUACAAACUGUGUGUCAUUCCUCGGUCAGACUGUGAACAAAUGUACCGCAGAGACCACUGUCUGGGCGACAGCCCACAGAGCCCCUCAGUGUCAGGAAGCUGGGCAGUGCAAGUGGAUGAAUUAGAUCAAAGGAAAUGCUUUCCAAAGUCGGUCUCCAUGCAGUGAAGCCAAGUGCAAGGUAGAUGUUGUGAAGCUAAACUGUGCAUCUGCUCCAGGCUGUGUUGAAAUCUGGUAGUUAAAUCUGGUAGCUAUGAAUCUGUCACUGUCACUGUAAGCUCAGUUUUUCUGAAAAAGUCAGUCUUCUAUCUCAUUCACUAGUCAGUUCCUAGAAAAAAUUAACAACAGAAAAUGGAUUCUCUAGGUUGGCAAAGGGAGAAGUCAUAUGGUUUUGGUAGGAUUUGGUAGUCCUGUCAAAAGCAAGUCACCUUGCUUUACAAUGAGGAAGCAAUUCCUUGGGCUUCACUGUUGACGACAUUCUCUCCUACAUUCUAAGGUCAAAUGUGCAUAAUAAUUCAAUACAGUCACUCCCUAUUAUAUAUUAAAUAUUAAAGUGUGACUUUGCAUUUGGGAAAA
This is a messenger RNA of Dipodomys spectabilis (banner-tailed kangaroo rat), 2114 nucleotides long. RefSeq names its product cytochrome P450 2E1-like. The coding region runs from base 90 to 1706 and encodes 538 amino acids. Gene Ontology annotation, cellular component: intracellular membrane-bounded organelle; cytoplasm. Lineage: Eukaryota; Metazoa; Chordata; Mammalia; Rodentia; Heteromyidae. The record is from RefSeq and is a predicted model, not a curated record. Gene Ontology annotation, biological process: xenobiotic metabolic process. The transcript has 9 exons. Gene Ontology annotation, molecular function: oxidoreductase activity, acting on paired donors, with incorporation or reduction of molecular oxygen, reduced flavin or flavoprotein as one donor, and incorporation of one atom of oxygen; heme binding; iron ion binding.